AUGCUCCCACGACACCUGGACAUCCACCCUCGCCAGACCUUGACACCCACCCUGCCUUCAUCCUUCGUUCAGCUCCGAUCGGGUCGCACCGGCUGCUCUCGUGCUCCCGUCCUGCUGCCAUCGGCCAGCUGCGAGAUGACCACACGACCUGGUUGCGUCUGCUGCCUGUCUCAGCUCGACCUGAUCGUCUUUUCCGUCUUUUCUGUAUCGUUCGCCGUCGCCAGCGGCCUACUUAUGGCCAUCGUCGCCAACUGUCACGACGCCACCCAGAACGCCCGGCCGGGUGCCGCCCACAUCCAGCUGUCGCCCACUCAACGUGCUCAGUUCAGCUUCCAGCCCUUUGAGCUGACAGACGUCUGCUUCGCGUGCACUCGGCCCAACGCAACCGUCCUGUUUGCCUGCAACGUCCAGUUCGACUGGUUCGACCCCAACUCUGUCAAGGAGAACAAUGUCACCUCCUGCUCCUGCUCCUACUCAUGGCAUUGGGACGGACAGGCAGCCGCAAACGGCGCCAACAACACCUACGACGCCGUGGACUUUCUCGUCUGCUCCAAUCACCACUCGUCCCUGUUUGAGAUGCGCGUCAAUUUCUUCUCAGACCCAACCAACCUGACCCUCUUCAUGAGCCACUACUACAAGGAUAGCUCCCUCUGGGGUGCGCCCUAUCUGUAUGUCCAGACCUGGGCCAUGCCCAUCCUCAAUCUAACGCGCGAGAGCCGCGAUAACGAAUCAAUGCGCUACUUCAAGGCGGGGCCAAUCCUUGCCAACAUCACUGGCCUGGACGGCUGA
This is a messenger RNA of Grosmannia clavigera kw1407, 789 nucleotides long. RefSeq lists its product as uncharacterized. Lineage: Eukaryota; Fungi; Ascomycota; Sordariomycetes; Ophiostomatales; Ophiostomataceae. The record is from RefSeq and is a predicted model, not a curated record. The transcript is spliced from 4 exons. The coding region runs from base 1 to 789 and encodes 262 amino acids.